This is a messenger RNA of Leptosia nina, 330 nucleotides long. NCBI's taxonomy places the organism in Eukaryota, Metazoa, Arthropoda, Insecta, Lepidoptera, Pieridae. The record is from the annotation of a GenBank genome assembly.
AUGGAGGGGACCAUAAACAAUGUUAAUGCAGGCUUCAGCGGCAGGUGCCGCACGAUAUUGCUCAUAAUUAAUUUUGUUUCAGGCCCACAACGAGAGGCCGCCGCUUCGGUCUGGCUGAGAGGAGAAAGUAACACGAAAGAUUAUCCACGUAGAUCUUUUCUUCGCUUCGAAGUGUGUGUAAUGUCGUCGAGCUUUCUCUUCAUCGACCAGGCUAGUGCGAGCUCCCGCUAUUCGUUCUCCUCCCGCGAUCGGUGCGGAGAUCCCGGGCCCGCGGAGGCGGCGGGGGCGCCGCUUACGCCGGCCGCGGCCCGUACAUAUUUCUGCAAUUGA